UUGGAUCUCAAAUAUGACAGUAUCGCCGUUGAAACGAAAUCAGUUUUAACCUUCAUUUACACUGAUGGAAUCCCCACUAGCGGUGAAAUAUCAGUGGAUUCCGGUGAAUGCAGACCUGUGAAACUAAACCUUACUGAAAGGGUGGUUUACUCCGAACCUAUGAUUUUCCAAGCUAUUGGACAGCACAAAGUCUCCAUUGAAUUGUGUAGUGAACGAGGCUCCAUGCAAAGGAUAUUUGAUUUCUGGGUGGAAAAAGUACCUAUUCAUUACUCUAUUGAAUCAAAUGAAAAAAAAAUACCUGUAAAUACUCCAAUAACUCUGACAUCUCGAAUUCAAGGUGUUGGCAGUGGAGGUGUGAUUGAAGUAUUUGAUGAAUAUGGCUAUUUCGAUACUCAAAAUGUUGGUCGUAAUGUUUUAAUUUCACCCCAAUUCACUCACCAACAUCCCGGUUUCUCCAAUCCCGGUAAAUAUGUGCUCCACGGAAGUUUAACUAUUGGUUCUGUCAACUUGUCAAAUAUUGAAAUUAUCUAUGUCAUGCCACCACUUGGUGCCUACGUCCUGCAAGUGAAUCAAACUCGUGUUGCUGAAAAUGAAGAGCUAAUUGGGGAAAUAGUUCUUAAAAGUGGCCAAGAAAGUCCAUGUCUAGACGUAUCAAUAGACUGGGACGAUGGAACUGAGCCAACUACCUUGGCUUACUAUCAAUUGUAUACACCAAUAAAACAUACCUACACUAAGGUAGGACAAUACUCCAUACAAACUGUGGUAGAACAAAAUUCAGUAAAAGGAACCCUCCUUGAUGUCCUUGUUGAAAUUGGUCCUGGACUUUGGAAUGAGUUUUGCAGUGUCAGUCCAAGUAGUUAUAUUACUGCCGGAGAUUAUUUCGAAUUGAUUGGGGAAUUUAAUAGCAGCGAAAAUGUAUCGGUUACUAUUGAUGAACCGGGAAGUAUGGUUUCAGCGAUUUUUGCCGCUACAUCUCCCUGGUCAUAUGCUCCAAGACCGAAACCUCAAGGCAUAUGGACAUACAGCAUUUUUAUGACCAACGGUUUUUCCACGCAUAGUAACAAUCUGACAGUUGAGAUUCAAAACCCAGUUACUGAUUUUUCAGCCUACCUUGAAGAGGAGAAUGUCGGUCCACCAGGUGAUCUGAUUUUGCAUGUUGUCUAUCGAGGAACGGCUGGUGCGAGGUCCAAUGCGAUUGAAGUCAAUGUUAACUGGGCUAACGAGACUAUCACAACGACCCCAAUGGAUAGCACAGUCAACGAUCUUCAACUCAAUCAUCGAAUGUCGAAAGAGGGCAACCUCGCCCUUAAUAUCAGUGUGAAGAAUAGAGCUUCAUCUCAGAAUAUGACAUUGUCAUUUAGUUUCUUCAGACCCAUCAUCGUGGCCUCAGUACAGACCUACAUCGACCAAUUGAAUGUUACUGGUUAUGGAGUAGACGAAGAUUACUUCACACUGGAUGAUAGCAUCCGCUUUGAGUCCGUGUCAGUCGGUGGAACCAUCAAUGCUACAUAUCUUGUCAUCAAAAGGGAACAAGGAGAUGAAGAUGUCAUAUUCAGCCAACUGUACACUACCACCUCUACAGUUUAUAAAAUUUCAGAAUUAGGGAAUUUUAAGGUCAUCGCCAAUAUGAGCAAUACUAUCAACUACUACGUCUUUGUCAAGACCAUUCACGUGACGGGUGUGGUGAGGGGUAUGCGUCUUUCUCCCUCCACAUUAAAUCUUGCUCCAAACGUCCAAGGUGAGCUUAGACUCUCCUUUGUUGGUCUUGCUGAUGCAGUUUGUGUAUGUGUGGAUCUUGGAAAUGGUGCUCAUAUCGCUUUCCCACCUGUUGGAGGGUCAAUGUGCCACGAUUGUCCCUCCUAUACCGUUUUAUCUCGACCAAUCGCCAAGAGGUCCUUCACCAUUCCUGUUUUGUACUCUGAAACUCGUGCCUAUACUAUUACGUCUUCUGUGGGCAACACGACAGACAGCUUAAAUGUAUUUGUCAGUGAGGAUAAUUGCUAUUUGCCUUUUACCUCUCUGGAGACAUCAAGUAUUGGAAGUCCAAAUACUCCAGCUUUGAUUAAAGUUGAUGAUCGACUCACAAUAGUGGCUAAAAGCAAUGGAACCGUGUGCUCAGCAUUUCAAGCAAUGCUCUUCAAGUGGUUGCUCUUUAAGCUAGAUUCACAGACUGCAGAGAGGGUGAGUGAAAUCAAUUUACCCCAACUUCCGUCAGCAGCUAAUUUGAAGAUCACCCUACCACCUGGUCUUCUGAUGCCUGGAUUAUUUGAGGUAAAGUUGGUGGGAAUAUUGAACAAUGUGAUAUCUUACUCUGGAGUUGGUGCCUAUGUUCUUGUUUCUGAAAUGGCUCCUAUCAUUCGGUUUCUGGAAAAUGGAGAAGAAAUGAUGUGGGUCAGCGACAGUUUCACUGAGCUCUGCCUCUCCCCAUUCAAACACUCCUACAAUCCGAAUCUCCAAAAUUCCAAAUCUGGCAAAAGUAUUACGAAUUGGCACAUCUCAUGCUCUCGUCGUUUGAGCGCCCUACCAGGUGCAAUGACUUCCUGUAACCUUCCAAGACUUCCCGGAAUGAAUGCUGGUGACUUCUGCAUCAAUAGGACCCUUCUUAAUCUCACCGAUACAUACUUAUUCAAAGCAACUGCUCGAGUUGGACAACAUAGUGGAGUUGGUAAUUUGCAAGUCACUUUUGUACCUGGUGAUGUGUCGUUGCUGAAAAUCCUAAUGGUUCGACCAGGUUUGGGAAUGAGUGGUAUUUGGGAUGGUGUGACAAGUGUGAGCAAAACGAACGACCUUGCACUUGAAGGAAGAUGUAGUGGAAAUUGUACUGGAAAUUUCUUGUGGACUAUUGAAAGAGAAGACCAAUAUGGAACUACAAUUUCCCUUACACCAGACGAACUCAAGCUAGCAAGCAAAUAUUUCGACAAGAAAAAUCUGGUCAUUCAGACAGCAUUUUUGAAGAUGUUCAAGAAUAGUUACAAGAUUAUAGUGUGCCUAUUGUUCACAUCUGAUUUGAACACAAAAUCAAGUACUUGCAGAAGAUUCUACAUUGAAGAUCCUCCAAUGAUUGGGAACUGUGAAAUUAAUAAGAACGGUGAAAUUACCAAGGACACAAUUGUGUGCAUCUCUUGUGAAGGAAGUGGAUCUGUCAAGAGACCAGUACUUUAUCGUUUCCAACGUAACUUUCCAAAAACGGAUAAAGACGGAUAA
Rodentolepis nana is the source of this 3204-nucleotide messenger RNA. NCBI's taxonomy places the organism in Eukaryota, Metazoa, Platyhelminthes, Cestoda, Cyclophyllidea, Hymenolepididae. The record is from the annotation of a GenBank genome assembly.